Molecule: messenger RNA, 4865 nt
Organism: Charadrius vociferus (killdeer)
Lineage: Eukaryota; Metazoa; Chordata; Aves; Charadriiformes; Charadriidae
Gene: ATP7B
Product: ATPase, Cu++ transporting, beta polypeptide
Exons: 21
Coding region: 1-4590 (1529 amino acids)
Biological process (GO): monoatomic cation transport; copper ion homeostasis
Cellular component (GO): membrane; perinuclear region of cytoplasm; trans-Golgi network
Molecular function (GO): P-type divalent copper transporter activity; copper ion binding; ATP hydrolysis activity
Source: RefSeq, a predicted model, not a curated record
AUGGAGAGAAAACUGGACAAUAAAAUGAAAAGGGAACUGUCCUGCUUAGCAACUUUAAACAACAAAAACAUAACCCUGGUGUCUAUUCGUAAGCGGCAGGCAGCUCAUGAUGUGCCUGAACUACUGAUUAUUGGUGAAAAGUCCAAGACAGGAUCUCCAGUAAAAGCAAGCAGUAACUUGCAGAAAGAAGAAAAACUUUUGCAGAGUUAUUCCAUGGGAAUGCCAGAAGUCAAUACAGUUGAAAGACAGGCUUUGUCCAACACUGAUUCUCCUGACUGUGAACUGCAGCCUACAAUGAAACAUCAUUUUGCUUUUGACAACAUGGGCUAUGAGGAGAGCUUUGAAACUGUGGCCUCUCCAUCUUCCCAAGAACACACUUUAGCAGUCAACAUUGUGGGAAUGACUUGCCAAUCGUGUGUGCAGUCGAUAGAAGGCCGAAUUUCCAAGGUGAAGGGCAUUGUGAGUAUUAAAGUCUCCCUUGAACAGAACAACGCUGUAAUAAAGUAUCUGCAGUCGGAAAUAAGUCCUGAACAGAUUUGCCAGGAAAUUCAGGAUAUGGGCUUUGACACCAACAUUUCAGAAGAGAGGUUGACAACAGCAACUGUAAAUUUGUCAUGCUUGAGAGAAGCAGUAGUUAAGCUUCGGGUAGAAGGCAUGACAUGCCAGUCUUGUGUCACCAACAUUGAAGGAAAGAUUAGGAAACUGCAUGGUGUGGCAAAAAUAAAGGUGUCACUUGGUAACCAGGAAGCAAUUAUUGCUUACUAUCCUUACAUCAUCCAGCCUGAUGACCUCAAGAGCCAUAUCAGUAACCUGGGGUAUGAAUGCACCAUUAAAAGUAAAUCAGCCCCUUUGAAGCUGGGCAUCCUCGAUCUUGAGCGCUUGCAGAAUGCAAACCCCAAGGAGACACCAGCAAGUCUUGAGAGUGAUGGGGUGGAUUCGCUGGUCAUUGAGAUGAGUAGCACAGCUACAGUGGCUGUACGGAUAGAAGGCAUGCACUGCAAGUCCUGUGUCAGAAACAUUGAAGGAAAUAUAUCAGAUCUUCCUGGCAUACAAAGUAUUAAAGUGUCUUUGGAGCAUAAACGUGCUGUGAUACAGUAUAGCCCAAAUUUAAUUACCCUGUCAGCUUUGCAGGAAGCUAUUGAAUCCCUUCCACCUGGAAACUUUAAAGUAUGCCUCCUUAACGGUUCAGAAGCAAAUAAAGGAGCAUCUCCAUCGCCUGCUUCGUUAUGCGAUCUCUUCAGAGAGCCACUGCAAGACACGACAAGCACGGCUGUUUUUAGGAUUGAUGGCAUGACCUGCAAUUCUUGUGUCAAGUCCAUAGAAGGGACCAUAUCACAGAGACAAGGAGUGCAACAUAUAGCAGUUUCUCUAGCUGGCAGAACUGGGACCAUACAUUAUGAUCCAGCUGUUACUAAUGGAGAAGAGUUAAGAGCUGCCAUAGAAGACAUGGGGUUUGAUGCUUCUGUGCUGACAGAUACCGCUGCUGGAGGACGUAGGCACCAACCUGAUGCAAGUAAUGCUGCUGUGCAGCCUCGAGCUCCAGAGCCUCCUCCCCAAGGCUGUGCCUCAGAUGCUCUUCCAGACAGUCCUCACCUUGAUGAGCCAAAUCAGCCCAGCGGAGCACCAGCUGAAAAGUGUUUUUUACAAAUUACAGGCAUGACCUGUGCGUCGUGUGUGUCUACCAUUGAAAGAAAUUUGCAGAAAGAAGACGGAAUUGUUUCAGUGUUGGUAGCACUGAUGGCAGGUAAAGCAGAGAUAAAAUACAAACCAGAAUUCAUACAGCCUCUUGAAAUAGCACAGCUGAUCCAGAAUUUGGGUUUUGAAGCUACUGUCAUAGAAGAUCAUGCAGAAACAGAAGGAAAUGUGGAGCUUCUUAUUACAGGGAUGACUUGUGCUUCCUGUGUUCACAGUAUUGAAUCCAAACUCAUGAGAACAAAUGGCAUAUUCUACGCCUCAGUUGCACUUGCUACUUGCAAAGCUCACAUCCAGUUUGAUCCUGAAAUUACUGGACCUCGAGAUAUUAUAAAAAUAAUUGAGGAAAUUGGCUUUCAUGCUUCUGUGGCUAGAAGAAUUCCAAAUGCACAUAACCUGGAUCAUAAAAAGGAAAUACGGCAGUGGAGGAAGUCUUUCUUGUGCAGCCUACUGUUUGGUAUCCCUGUCUUGAUCUUAAUGAUUUAUAUGCUAAUACCCGGCGGUGAGCACCAUGGGUCUAUGGUGCUGGAACAGAAUCUCAUUCCUGGAUUAUCUAUUUUAAAUCUUCUCUUCUUUGUCCUCUGCACUUUUGUUCAGUUUCUUGGUGGAUGGUAUUUUUAUGUACAAGCUUACAAAUCACUGAAGCACAAGACGGCCAAUAUGGAUGUGCUCAUCGUACUGGCCACGACGAUUGCUUAUGUGUAUUCCUGUGUGAUCCUGUUGGUAGCGAUAAUUGAAAAGGCAGAGAAAAGCCCUGUCACUUUCUUUGACACUCCUCCAAUGCUGUUUGUGUUCAUUGCCCUUGGGAGAUGGCUGGAACACAUAGCAAAGAGUAAAACCUCAGAAGCUCUUGCUAAACUUAUAUCUCUUCAAGCCACAGAAGCCACUGUGGUGACUCUUGGACCUGACCACUCUAUCGUCAGGGAGGAGCAGGUAGCUGUUGAACUGGUUCAAAGAGGUGAUAUUGUAAAGGUUGUUCCUGGUGGAAAGUUCCCAGUGGAUGGAAAGGUCAUUGAAGGCAGUUCUAUGGCAGAUGAGUCUCUCAUUACUGGGGAAGCUAUGCCAGUCACUAAAAAGCCUGGGAGCACUGUGAUUGCUGGUUCUAUAAAUGCACAUGGCUCAGUUCUUGUUAGUGCAACUCAUGUUGGUAAUGAUACCACUCUAGCACAAAUCGUGAAAUUGGUGGAAGAAGCUCAAAUGUCAAAGGCACCCAUCCAGCAACUGGCAGAUAAGUUUAGUGGAUAUUUUGUUCCAUUUAUCAUCAUCAUUUCAACACUGACAUUGAUAGCAUGGAUCACAAUCGGUUUUAUAAAUUUUGAUGUUAUUCAGAAAUAUUUUCCUAAUCAGAACAAACACGUUUCAAAAGCUGAACUAAUACUGAGGUUUGCAUUUCAAACCUCAAUCACUGUGCUGAGCAUUGCAUGCCCCUGUUCUUUAGGCUUGGCUACCCCCACAGCUGUGAUGGUGGGCACAGGAGUUGCUGCGCAGAAUGGUAUUCUCAUCAAAGGUGGAAAACCCCUGGAAAUGGCACACAAGAUCAAGACUGUGAUGUUUGAUAAAACUGGGACCAUCACCUGUGGAGUUCCUAAAGUCAUGAGGGUGCUUUUGCUGGGAGACACGGCUGUGCUCUCUCUGAAGAAGGUACUGGCGGUGGUUGGCACUGCAGAAGCCAGCAGCGAGCAUCCUUUAGGAGUGGCAGUCACUAAAUAUUGCAAAGAGGAGCUUGGCACUCAGAGCCUGGGAUACUGCACUGACUUCCAGGCAGUCCCAGGCUGUGGCAUCAGCUGCAAAGUUGGAGGUGUUGAGGCUGUCCUGGGCACGGCUGAGGAGGGUCUCGAUAAGCUGGAUCCAAACAGGAGCAGGGACAGCAAUGCUCCUCUGGGAGAUAAUGAGCUGAUCACACUCUCCAAAUCACAUGGUCCAUCAGCUUCUCAUACAUACUCAGUGUUGAUCGGAAAUCGUGAGUGGAUGCGACGCAAUGGCUUGCAUAUUGCAAAUGAUGUAAAUGAUGCAAUGACAGACCAUGAAACGAAAGGACAGACUGCCAUACUCGUGGCUAUAGAUGGUGUAUUGUGCGGAAUGAUUGCAAUAGCAGACACCGUCAAGCAGGAGGCAGCCCUUGCUGUGCACACGCUGAAAAACAUGGGAAUAGAUGUGGUGCUGAUAACGGGGGACAACAGAAAAACUGCAAAAGCCAUUGCUACUCAGGUUGGGAUCAAAAAAGUCUUUGCCGAGGUUCUUCCGUCUCACAAGGUUGCAAAGGUCCAGGAACUCCAAAAUGGGAGGAGGAAGGUUGCCAUGGUUGGUGAUGGAGUCAAUGAUUCCCCUGCACUAGCCAGGGCUGACGUUGGAAUUGCAAUUGGAACGGGCACCGAUGUUGCCAUUGAAGCAGCAGAUGUUGUUCUUAUCCGAAAUGACUUGCUGGAUGUGGUUGCCAGUAUUCACUUAUCAAAGAGAACAGUUCGAAGAAUACGAAUAAAUCUCAUUCUUGCCUUAAUUUAUAAUCUCCUUGGAAUACCCAUAGCAGCAGGUGUGUUCAUGCCAGUUGGCCUCGUGCUUCAGCCUUGGAUGGGAUCAGCUGCAAUGGCAGCUUCUUCGGUGUCCGUUGUGCUGUCUUCCCUGCAGCUGAAAUGUUAUAAGAAGCCAGACACAGAAAGUUAUGAAGCACAAGCUCAAGGCCGCAUGAAGCCACUUACUCCUUCCCAAAUUAGUGUUCAUAUUGGAAUGGAUGACAGGAGGAGGGAUUCUUCCAGACCGGCUCCUUGGGAUCAGAUUAGCCAAGUGUCUCUCUCUUCCUUGACUUCAGACAAGCUGCCGAGACGUAAUGGUUUUGUUGAGGAGGAAGGGGACAAGUGGUCAUUGCUCAUGAACAGAGAAGAUGAAGAACAGUACAUCUGAAGCACUGUACGCAAUUAAGGAGGAAAUAUUCCUCCUCAUCAGCGACGGGAGGGACCGACUUAUGUCAUCGAGAGCUUCAAGGUUGUAAGUGAAGUCAUUCCUUCAGCUCACAAAACAAUUGCUACUCAGCUUGAUGUUGAGUUGUAUGGAUUGUGGAUUUUUUUCAGGUCACCAGUUAUUUCUAGUCAUAGAAAAGAUCUGUGGCUCUAUAAUGAACUGGCUCCUUUGCACACAGCGAUUAGUGAAAGAAUGUAAAAUUGUAAUUUUCAGAGUCU